AUGAUUUCUCGCUUGUUAUUUUAUCUCCUCAACAACCUCCAUGUCGUCGAGAAACUGGCAGAGUCUCGGCCGAUUCGUAGGGCGGCCCAGAUCACAGCCUACGCCAUCACUAAAGCUCAGAUAGCCGGGCGGGACGCCUCGGAACGGGUCAUGCGGUCCCAGACGCUGCGGCAGGUUCGGGACGAGGCCGGCAGAGUCCCCGGUGACCUGGGAGAGAUGGGCAGCCGCCUCAAGAGAGUCCGGGAGACAUUUGUGAAUGAAGUGAAGGAAGGAUGGAAGGACGGCUCCAGACAGAUCAAGAAAUAAAGAGGACAGACUGGCUGUAGGAUGUGUUGUUACUGACAGGCUGACAACAUCUCACCUCACUGCCCGUUGAAGAAACCAGGAGAUGAAAGGAGAAAUGAAAAAUAAACAACCUGCCUCAGGAAUGUGGUGAUCAACUGCAACCAUCAGAUAUGGUGAACUCGGAGCAGUUGACAAUCGGGAAAUGUGAUUGUUAAUAAUACGGAGAGGUCUACACUUCUUUGGCCAGAUAAUUUAUGAUGUGUGUAUUUAGUCUUGCAGAAAGCUUGUGGGACUGUCUUGGGAAAUGAUAUGUACUCUGGAGCUGUUUUGUGUUCAUAGCCUUUUCACAUGAAGCUAUGAACAAAACUACACAGUUAUGUCCUAUGUUCUGACAAAAGUAUUGUUUGAUUUUUUUUCAUUUCCCUCCCCCGCCUGGCACUCAUGCAUCUAUGACACCAAUCCUGCCGAAGACCUUUUUCUGAUCUGUUCAUGAAGUUGUCAGGGGAAACGCUUUUAUCAGCUGAAUGUGUAUAUGUAGAGGGAUGUGAUGUGUGUAAACAAUGAAUUCAUUUAAUUCUCACUGUAUGAAUAAAGAUUAUAAUUUAUAACAGUG
Molecule: messenger RNA, 898 nt
Organism: Seriola aureovittata
Lineage: Eukaryota; Metazoa; Chordata; Actinopteri; Carangiformes; Carangidae
Product: protein NCBP2AS2-like
Exons: 1
Coding region: 1-306 (101 amino acids)
Source: RefSeq, a predicted model, not a curated record